GAUGCGUGACGGCGGCGCGGGGCUGGCGCUCCUGGCCUCGCUCCUCUGGGUCUCCGCGCAGGGCCAGCAGAGAGGCCUGUUCCCUGCCAUCCUCAACCUUGCCAGCAAUGCACACAUCAGCACCAAUGCGACCUGCGGGGAGAAGGGGCCAGAGACGUACUGCAAGCUGGUGGAGCACGUGCCUGGGCGGGCCAUGCGCAAUGCCCAGUGCCGGGUCUGUGAUGGCAGCAGCGCCAACCCCAAAGAACGGCAUCCGAUAUCCAAUGCCAUCGACGGCACCAAUAACUGGUGGCAGAGCCCUAGUAUCCAGAACGGGAGAGAGUACCACUGGGUCACGAUCACGCUGGACCUGAGGCAGGUCUUCCAGGUCGCUUAUGUCAUCAUCAAGGCAGCGAAUGCCCCUCGGCCUGGAAACUGGAUCUUGGAACGUUCAGUGGAUGGUGUAGAGUUCAGCCCCUGGCAGUACUAUGCUGUCAGUGACACGGAAUGUUUGACUCAUUACAACAUCACUCCGAGACGGGGGCCGCCCACCUAUAGGGCGGAUGAUGAAGUCAUCUGCACCUCCUAUUACUCCAGGCUGGUGCCGCUUGAACACGGAGAGAUUCACACGUCGUUAAUCAAUGGCAGACCAAGCUCUGACGAUCUUUCACCCAAGUUGCUGGAUUUCACUUCUGCACGAUACAUCCGCCUGCGUUUACAGCGCAUCCGAACCCUCAAUGCCGAUCUCAUGACCCUCAGCCACCGGGACCCUAAAGACCUGGACCCUAUUGUCACCAGACGAUAUUACUAUUCAAUAAAAGACAUUUCUGUUGGAGGAAUGUGUAUCUGUUAUGGCCAUGCUAGUAGCUGCCCAUGGGAUGAAGCUACAAAGAAAUUCCAGUGUCAGUGUGAACAUAACACGUGUGGGGACAGAUGCAAUCGAUGCUGCCCUGGGUACCACCAGCAGCCUUGGAGACCUGGCACUGUUUCUUCCGGGAACACGUGUGAAGAAUGCAACUGCCACAAUAAAGCCAAAGACUGUUACUAUGAUGAAGAUGUGGCCAGUCAGAGGAGAAGCCUGAAUAUUGCUGGACAGUUCAGAGGAGGAGGGGUUUGCAUCGGCUGCCUGCAGAACACCAUGGGUGUCAACUGUGAAACCUGUGUGGAUGGAUAUUACAGACCCCAUGGGGUGUCUCCUUAUGAGGACAACCCUUGUCGCCCCUGUGACUGUGACCCUCUGGGGUCCCUCAGUUCUGUCUGUAUUAAGGAUGACCUUCACUCUGACUUACACAGAGGGAAGUGGCCAGGUCAGUGUCCAUGCAAGGAAGGUUAUGCUGGAGAAAAAUGUGAUCGCUGCCAAUUCGGCUAUAAGGGUUACCCGGAGUGUGUGUCCUGUGACUGCAACCCAGCUGGCAGCGUGAAUGAGGAACCCUGCUCUGAGUCUUGUCUCUGUAAGGAAAAUGUUGAGGGGAGUCACUGUGAUCGCUGCAAGCCAGGAUUCUAUAACCUGGAGGAAAGGAACCCCCAGGGCUGCUCCGAGUGCUUCUGCUUCGGCGUCUCUGACGUUUGUGAAAGCCUCUCCUGGCCCGUCAGUCAGGUGAAAGAUAUGUCCGGGUGGCUGGUCACUGACUUGGUCAGUUCCAACCAGAUCCGGUCCCAGCAGGAUGCGCUGGGCGGACGUCACCAGAUCAGCAUCAACAACUCGGCGGUGGAGCAGAGGCUGACCUCCCAGUACUACUGGGCGGCCCCAGAGGCCUACUUGGGAAAUAAGCUGACGGCCUUCGGUGGCUUCCUGAAGUACACGGUGUCCUACGAGGUCCCAGUGGACGCGGCGGACGGUGACCCCCUGUCUCAUGCUGACGUCAUCGUUAAGAUGCUUCAUGCAAGCAUGUUAAGUUGUGUAACGGGCCCCAUCUGUUUGUCUGUUGGUAGGUUGGAUUCUGUCUCUCUGGACGUGGCCAGCCCUAACGUCAUAGACCUGUCCCUGGCCACGGAGGUGGAGCACUGCGAGUGUCCCCAGGGCUACUCGGGCAUCUCCUGCGAGUCCUGUCUCCCUGGCUAUUACCGCGUGGACGGAAUACUGUUUGGAGGAAUCUGUCAGCCCUGUGAAUGCCACAGUCAUGCAUCUGAGUGUGAUGUUCAUGGUGUUUGCUUUGCAUGCCAGCACAACACCACCGGGGACCACUGCGAGCGCUGCCUGCCCGGCUUCUAUGGACUGCCUUCCCGAGGGACCCCCGGGGACUGCCAGCCCUGCGCUUGCCCGCUCUCCACGGCCUCCAACAAUUUCAGCCCCACCUGCCACCUGGAUGAUGGGGACGAAGUGGUGUGUGACCAGUGUGCCCCGGGAUACACGGGGGAUUGGUGUGAGAGAUGUGCAGACGGUUACUAUGGAAACCCAACAGUGCCCGGAGACUCCUGCGUCCCAUGCAACUGCAGCGGCAACAUUGACCUCUUGGAGCCUGGGAGCUGUGAUUCCGUCACCGGAGAAUGCCUGCGAUGCCUUGGGAACACCGACGGCCCCCACUGUGAGAGGUGUGCUGACGGUUUCUACGGGGAUGCGGUGACUGCGAAGAACUGCCGUGCCUGUGAAUGUCAUGGCCAAGGCUCCCUUUCUGCCAUCUGCCACCCGGAAACUGGACUCUGUGGCUGCAAACCACACGUGACCGGACAACGGUGUGACCAGUGCUUGUACGGCUACUAUGGGCUGGACACGGGGCUCGGGUGCCUGCCCUGUAACUGCAGUGCCGGCUCCCUGUCGGAUGACUGCACGGCGGAAGGCCAGUGUCUCUGCAUCCCGGGUGUGGCCGGGGAGAAGUGCGACAGGUGUGCCCGUGGCUUCUAUUCCUACCAGGACGGUGGCUGUACACCCUGCGACUGUGCUCACACCCAGAACUCCUGUGACCCAGAGACCGGGGAGUGUGUGUGCCCACCUCACACUCGGGGUGCAGCGUGCGAGGAGUGUGCAGACGGACACUGGGGCCACGACCUCGAGCUCGGAUGCCAGGCCUGUAAUUGCAGUAGUGUGGGGUCAGCCAGCCAGCAGUGUGAUGUAGUCACUGGCCAUUGCCAGUGUAAGCCUGCAUUUGGUGGACAGACCUGCAACCAGUGCUCCCCAGGGUACAAAGGCUUCCCCGACUGUGUGGCCUGUGACUGUGACCCGAGGGGGACCCUGGCUGAUGCCUGUGACCAGGAGCAGGGUCUCUGCAGCUGUGCCCAGGAGACCGGAGCCUGCUCUUGCAAGGAAAAUGUCGCUGGUCCUCAGUGCGGUGAGUGCCGAGCUGGCAGCUUUGCUCUGGACGAGGCGAACCCUCGGGGAUGCACGUCCUGCUUCUGCUUCGGGCUGUCGCAGCUGUGUUCGGAGGCCGAGGGCUAUGUGAGGACGCCGGUGAUGCUGGGCUCAGAUCAGCCUCUCCUGCGUGUGGUUUCUCAGAGUAACCUCAAGGGCACAACCGAGGGGGUGUACUACCAGGCCCCCGAUGUCCUGCUCGACGCCGUGACUGUCAGGCAGCAGGUCCACGCGGAGCCGUUUUAUUGGCGGCUGCCCGGGCAGUUUCAGGGAGACCAGCUCCUGGCCUACGGCGGCACUCUGCGCUACAGCGUGGCCUUCUAUGCUUCCGAUGGGAUCGGCACUUCCAACCUGGAACCUCAGGUGCUCAUCAAAGGAGGCCGGACCAGGAAGCAGGUCAUCUACGUGGAUGCACCAGCCCCCGAGAACGGAGUGAGGCAGGAGCAGGAAGUGGGGAUGAAAGAGAAUUUUUGGAAAUAUUUUAACUCUGUUUCUGAAGAGCCUGUCACACGCUCAGAUUUUAUGUCCAUUCUUAGCAACAUUGAGUACAUCCUCAUCAAAGCCUCUUAUGGCCAAGGCUUACAGCAAAGCAGAAUCUCAAAUAUUUCAAUGGAGGUCGGCAGAAAGGCGGAAGAGUCACACGCAGGCAGGGAGGUGGCCUUCCUGUUAGAGAAGUGUGUGUGUCCUCCUGGCAUGGCUGGACUCUCGUGUCAGGACUGUGCACCUGGUUACCACAGAGGGAAGCUUCCAGAAGGUGAUGGCAGGAGACCACGCCCUCUGCUGGCCCCGUGUGUGCCCUGCAAUUGCAGCAACCACAGUGACACCUGCGACCCGGAAACCGGGAAGUGUCUGAACUGUGGCCACAACACCUCUGGCAGCCACUGUGACACGUGUGCCCCUGGGUACUAUGGGAAGGUGACCGGCUCGGCCAGUGACUGCUCUCCGUGCGCCUGUCCUCACGGCCUGCCUGCCAGCUACAGUCCCACUUGUGUCUUGGAAGGGGAUCAUGAUUUCCGCUGUGAUGCCUGUUUUCUGGGCUACGAAGGACAAUAUUGUGAGAGGUGCUCAUUGGGUUACUAUGGGAACCCUCAGAUGCCAGGCGGCAGCUGCCAGAGUUGUGACUGCAGCCCGCACGGCUCUGUCCACGGUGACUGUGACCGCGGGUCCGGGCAGUGCGUCUGCCGGCCGGGGGCCACGGGGCUCCGCUGCGGGGAUUGUGAACCGAGGCACAUUUUGGUGGAAAGCGACUGUGUGUGUGAGUGUCACCCCUCCGAAGGGCUAAGGAGGGUUUCUCCUCUUGGAUGGUUUCCCAGUACCCAGUGGCAUCAGCAGGCUAAGCUCAAGGGCUUAGACUCUGUAUUAAAAGAAAAUACACAAAAAGAACUGGUAAACAUUCAACUUGCAGGCGUCUCAGAACAAACGGAGGACCUGCAAAGGGAGCUUGACAGAGUGUUGACACGUAGUGAGCAGGUGACCAGGGCCACGGAAAGAAUCCUGGACAAGAGUGUGGACCUCAUUAAGUUGACCGAGAAGCUGCAGACAGACAUCGAAGAAAUGAUCGAAAAGGCUGCGACUCUAAAUCAGACACUGGAUGACGAUGUCCAGCUGCCCAGCUCUAUUCUUCAGGACAUGCAGGAGAACAUCACGGCUUUGCUGGAAGUCCUGCGGAAAAGGCGGUUCCUGCCGCUGCACCGAAACGCCACCCGAGAACUCAAGGCUGCCGAAGAUUUAUUGUCACAAAUUCAGGAAGAUUACCGGAAGCCACAGGAAGAGUUGGCAGUGUUAAAAGAAGCAGUAAGCAGCCUCCUUUCGACACACAACAGUGAUGUGAGGGCUGCAGAAGAGCUCCUGAGAGAAGCAGAGACCAAGACCCAGGAGAGCGGUCGCCUGCUGCUCCUCAUCGGGGCCAACCUGCGAGAGUUCAGCGAGAAGAAGCUGCGUGUUCAGGAAGAACAGAGCUUGACAUCAGCACUGAUCGCCGAAGGAAGAGGACUGCUGGAUGCGGCCUCUGCUCCUGCAAACACAUUGGGAGAGGCUCUCGUGCAACUAGAGCAACACCGGGACGAGCUGCUGCUGUGGACCGCCCAAAUCAGGCGCCACGUGGAUGACCUGGUCAUGCAGAUGUCUGAGCGGAGAGCGCUGGAGCUUGUGUACAGGGCAGAGGAUCAUGCCGCCGAGCUGCAGAGACUGGCAAGUGCUCUGGACAGUGGCCUUGGGAAUGUCAGACAUGUGUCCCUGAAUGCCACCAGCGCAGCCCAUGUCCACUCCAACAUCCGGAGCCUGAUUGAGGAAUCAGAGAGGCUGGCAACAGAUGCUCUCGGAACUGUGAGAGAGGCAAGCGCGGCUUCCGAAUCUCUUGUUUCUAAUGGGAGAGCGACCCUCCGACGCAGUUCCGAGUUUCUCAGAGAAGGCAACCGCCUGAGCAGAAAGCAUCGAGGUAUCACAUUGGAACUGAGUAGAUUGAAAGAUUCUGCAAAGAGAUUUCAAGAGAAUGCUGAUAAAAUUACCAGGCAGACCAAUGAAUCACUCUUGAUACUUAGAGCAAUUCCUGAAGGUGUCAGAGACAGAGGAGCCGUAGUCAAAGACCUGGCCAUGUCUGCAAACCAGAGCGCCACCAGCACACUCAAGAAUGUCAUGGGGCUGAGCCAGAAGCUGGUGAACACGUCCACGGACCUGUCCAGGGUUAAUGCCACGUUACAGGAAACAGACAAGCUCCUCCGAGACUCCUCGAUGACCACUUUGUUAGCUGGAAGAAAAGUCAAAGAUGUGGAAACACAAGCCAACCUCUUAUUGGAUCGGCUGAAGCCUCUGAAGAUGUUAGAAGAGAACCUGAGCAGAAACCUGUCAGAAAUCAAACUGCUAAUCAGCCAGGCCCGGAAACAAGCCGCGUCUAUCAAAGUUGCUGUGUCUGCAGACCGAGACUGCAUCCGGGCCUACCAGCCCCAGAUUUCUUCUACCAACUACAACAGCCUAACGCUUAACGUGAAGACAAGUGAACCCGACAACCUUCUCUUCUACCUGGGCAGCAGCACUAGCGCUGAUUUCCUGGCAGUGGAGAUGCGGCGAGGAAAAGUGGCAUUCCUCUGGGAUUUGGGCUCUGGAUCAACACGCUUGGAAUUUCCAGACUUCCCGAUUGAUGACAACAAGUGGCACAGCGUCUAUGUGACCAGGUUUGGGAACAUUGGUUCCUUGAGCGUAAAGGAAAUGAGCACAGCUCAAAAGCCUCCACCAAAAACAAGUAAAUCCCCUGGAACAGCCAAAGUUCUGGAUGUAAACAACUCAACCAUGAUGUUUGUUGGAGGGCUUGGCGGACAGAUCAAGAAGUCUCCUGCCGUGAAGGUUACUCAUUUUAAAGGCUGCAUGGGCGAGGCCUUCCUGAAUGGACAAUCAAUCGGCCUGUGGAACUAUAUUGAGAGGGAGGGGGAGUGCCACGGCUGCUUCGGAAGCCCCCAGGAUGAAGAUGCCUCUUUCCAUUUUGCUGGGAGUGGGUAUUCUGUCGUGGAGAAGACUCUCCGGGCUACUGUGACUCAGAUAAUUAUGCUUUUUAGUACCUAUUCACCUAACGGGCUGCUUCUCUACCUGGCUUCAAAUGGCACCAAAGACUUUUUAUCCAUUGACCUGGUCGAUGGCAGAGUCAGGGUGACAGUUGACCUGGGUUCUGGGCCUCUUGCUCUGAUUACCGACCGACGCUAUAAUAAUGGAACAUGGUACAAAAUUGCCUUCCAGCGAAAUAAAAAGCAAGGGCUCCUAGCAGUUAUCGAUGCUUAUAACACCACCUACAAAGAAACCAAGCAAGGGGAGACUCCAGGAGCAUCUUCUGACCUCAAUCGUCUGGAUAAGGAUCCAAUUUAUGUGGGUGGAUUACCGAGGUCUAGGGCGAUAAGGAAAGGUGUCUCCAGCAAAAGCUACGUGGGCUGCAUCAAAAACUUGGAGAUAUCCAGAUCCACCUUUGAUUUACUCAGAAAUUCCUAUGGCGUGAGGAAAGGCUGUGUAUUGGAGCCUGUCCGAAGCGUCAGCUUCUUGAGAGGUGGCUACGUUGAACUGCCUCCCAAGCCUCUGUCACCAGAUGCGGAGUUGUUGGCAACAUUCGCUACCAGGAACAGCAGUGGCAUCAUCCUGGCCGCCCUGAGCCAGGGCGGUGAGAAGCCAGGAGAUCGGCAGGCCCAUGGGCCCUUCUGGUCCAUCAUGCUAAUUGAAGGCCACGUUGAAGUGCAUAUUAACCCUGGGGACGGAACCAGCCUGAGAAGAGCUCUUCUGCAUGCUCCCACGGGCACCUAUGGUGAUGGUCAAGAGCAUUCUAUCUCUCUGAUAAGGAGCGGAAGAGUUGUCACCGUUCAAGUGGAUGAGACAACUCCUGUGGAAAUGAAGUUGGGCCCGUCAGCAGAAAGCAGGACCAUAAAUGUGUCCAGCCUGUACGUUGGGGGCAUUCCAGAGGGUGAGGGGACACCCAUGCUCAAGAUGAGAAGCUUGUUCCAUGGCUGUAUCCGAAACCUGGUCUUUAACAUGGAACUUCUGGAUUUCACGAGUGCCACUGACUAUGAACACGCAGACUUGGACUCCUGCUCACUCUCAGAGAGGCCGAAACUAGCUGUCUACCGAGAGGACGGAGAACUCCCGCCAGAGCCCCAGCCUUUACCAAGUCCAGGACUGUGUGCCAUGGACGGGGCCCCAGAAUACGUCCCCAGUGCCCACCAGUUCGGCCUCGCAGAAGGCAGCCACUUGGUGCUCCCCUUUAACCAGCUGGCUGUCCGAAAGAGGCUCUCCGUUCAGCUGAGCAUCCGCACCUUCGCCCCCAGCGGCCUGGUGUACUACAUGGCUCACCAGAACCAGGUGGACUACGCCACGCUCCAGCUGCACGCCGGCCGCCUCCACUUCACCUUCGACCUCGGGAAGGGCAGGACCAAGGUCUCGCACCCCGCGCUGCUCAGCGAUGGCCAGUGGCACACGGUCAAGACAGAGUACUUUAAAAGGAAGGGCUUCAUGACGGUCGACGGCCAGGAAUCGCCCGUGGUGACCACGGUGGGAGAUGCCACCACGCUAGAUGUGGAAGGAAAGCUGUACCUCGGAGGCCUCCCCUCCAAAUACAGGGCCAGGAACAUUGGAAAUAUCACCCACAGCAUCCCUGCCUGCCUCAGGGAGGUGACAGUGAACAGCCAGCAGCUGGACACAGUCAGCCCCGUGUCUGCGUUUGCAGUGACCAGGUGCUAUGCCGUGGCCCAGGAGGGAACUUUCUUUGAAGGCAGUGGAUACGCAGCCCUCGUCAGAGAAGGCUAUAAAGUGCGAUCCGACAUGAACAUCACGCUGGAAUUCCGUACCUCAUCGGAGAACGGUGUCCUCCUGGGGAUCAGCAGCGCCAAAGUGGAUGCCAUUGGACUGGAGAUUGUAGAUGGAAAGCUCUUGUUUCACGUUAACAACGGUGCUGGGAGGAUAACAGCCACGUAUGAGCCCAAAGCUCCUAGUAUGCUCUGCGAUGGGAGAUGGCACGCCCUUCAGGCAAACAAGAGCAAGCAUCGAGUGGUUCUGGUUGUCGACGGGAACGAGGUUCGAGCAGAAAGUCCACACACCCAGUCCACCUCCGCUGACACCAACGAUCCCAUUUAUGUCGGCGGCUAUCCUGCUGAUGUGAAGCAGAACUGCCUGAGCAGCCAUGCCUCCUUCCGGGGCUGUGUGCGGAGACUCACUCUGACCAAGGGCUCGCAGGUGCAAUCCUUCGACUUCAGCACAGCUUUCGACCUGCAGGGAGUUUUCCCUCAUUCCUGUCCUGGGACUGAGUCCUGAACUUUGAGGAACUCCUCGGUUGGGAACCAUCAUUUAUAUUUUGAGGAGAAUUAUUUUGUGAACUAAAAUCUUUACAGUUCAGAUUUCAUUUCCAACUCAGGUUCGGUGUUUCCAGAGAGAACGUUUUUGUUUAUGUUUAACUAAAACCAUGUGUACAACAAAUACCUCUAUUAAAUAGUUUAAAAUGUAAAUUGAAA
Odocoileus virginianus texanus is the source of this 9240-nucleotide messenger RNA. NCBI's taxonomy places the organism in Eukaryota, Metazoa, Chordata, Mammalia, Artiodactyla, Cervidae. The record is from RefSeq and is a predicted model, not a curated record.